UUUAUUACUUUUUUUGUUUUUUUUUUAAUCUUAUUCUUAAAUCAUCAUUUUUCCUCUGAACACGAUGAUGGCUUCUUCUUCCCCUAAUUUCCCAGAAAAUUAAGUUUUCUUCACUUUACUUGUCGAAUCCUACUUUAUCUGAUCCAGAUUUCGUCUCCAGAUCAUGUAAAAAAAAAGUUGUUGAAGAUGUUAUGUGAAGAAAUAUUGAAGAAUGUGUUCCCAUUGCUAGAAGGCGAAGAUCUCGCGGCUUGUAUGGGUGUAAGCAAACAAUGGAGAGAUAUAGCGAGUGACGAUUUUUACUGGAAAUGUCAAUGUGCAAAGAGAUGGCCUUCAGUUUGUAAACGGCAUAAGCCUCCUGCUGAGACAUACUACAAGAUGUAUCAGAUGUUUAGUAAGCGGCGGGUGAACCGUGCUCUCCCUCCUCCGCGUCUCUCUUUCGAGAACUUGGAGUUCUUUAUCGAUAUGUGGUCGGAAGAUAAACUUGUUUUCUCAGGGUUAAUACCUGGCGUGGCUUUGGACAGCGGGAUGAAAACGUUACCAUUAGGGAUCAGCAAUGUUCUUAGAACUCACCUAGAGAGACCUGAUUACAAGAUGGUUGUUCCCGCUGAGCCAAGAUUCACUAUUCCGUUAAACCAGUCGGUUAGUGUCUCUUUGCUUGUGGCAAGGAAUGAUUCGAGUAAGGUUGCUCGGAUCAUCAACCGAUCUGUUUUUGAUUAUAUAGACCGUUCAUCGUACCGAGCGCUUGCCUUUGAGUAUUUAGACUUAUCUCCUUAUUACCCUUUUAUAUCCGGUAUACGAGCAUGGAUCUCUUUGCUUUUCAUGGAUGUCGAGGAUAUGAAUGAUGGCUUACUCGACGUUUUCGGGAUUCAGUUGGAUUUCAAUGAUGUUGCUGACACUAAAGAUGAGGUUUUGUGGCUUCUUGACAUGCUUGAUUGGAAGUGAAUACAAAGCUUAACACUCUCAGGUCUGUUACACACAAACAUCGUUUACGCCAAGUACUAUUCUUUCUACUGCAUAUGUUAAUUUUUCUUUUAUAGUAGUUUGAAAUUUUUUUUUGUUACUCUUUUAAUUAUUUAGUUUUGGUUUUUUCAUUUGCUGCAAUUCAAAUAACUCAAAGUGUUCUUACUUACGGAACAAUGGAAAUAGAAAACUGAAUAAUUUCAUACUACAAAGCGAAAUACCAUGUCAAAAA
This is a messenger RNA of Camelina sativa (false flax), 1192 nucleotides long. RefSeq names its product F-box protein At5g39250. Gene Ontology annotation, molecular function: protein binding. The record is from RefSeq and is a predicted model, not a curated record. Lineage: Eukaryota; Viridiplantae; Streptophyta; Magnoliopsida; Brassicales; Brassicaceae.